UAUGAAAACUUUAGUCCUAUUAUUUUGUUUAAGUACAAUUCUAAUAGCUCGAUAAGUGGGACAGGAAGGAGCAUUCCAUCAUUUAUCAUCAAAACAGUAUUUUAUAUUUUAAUCGAAGUAGCGAUAGGAUAAACGAAGUAGAGGAAUCUAUGAUAUUUGGAGAUGUAAAUACACCUGUUUAAGGAUAACCAGUUUCUACUUAACCAACUGUAACUAAAACUCCAACGGCAGAUUAAGGCAAGGCUGAGUCAAAACCAGAUUAAGGUAAUUUUAAACCAUAUAAAAAAGGGAAAACAGAUCCUAAGGCUGAUGCAGCUAAAACAGGGGCUAAACCUGAUUAAGGCAAACCAGCCGAUUAAGGAAAACCUGAACCAAAAUAAGAUUAAGGUAAAAAAUAAUCUUAUUUUCUUAGGUAAAGCAGAACCAAAAAGUGAUUAAGGUACAACUGGGGCUAAACCAGAAUAAGGCAAACCAGCCGAUUAAGGUAAACCGGAACCAAAAUAAGACUAAGGUAAAAAUUAAUAGAAUUUUAUUAGGCAAAGCUGAGCCAAAAACUGAUAAAGGCAAACCAGCCGAUUAAGGAAAACCUGAACCAAAAUAAGAUUAAGGUAAAAAAUAAUCUUAUUUUAUUAGGUAAAGCAGAACCAAAAAGUGAUGAAGGUAAACCUGGGGCUAAACCAGAUUAAGGCAAACCAACCGAUUAAGGAAAACCGGAACCAAAAUAAGACUAAGGUAAAAAAUUAAUAGAAUUUUAUUAGGCAAAGCUGAACCAAAAAGUGAUUAAGGUAAACCUGAACCAAAAGCUGAUUAAGGCAAACCAGCUGAUAAAGGAAAAGCUGAACCAAAACCAGAUUAAGGUUAAAUUUAGUAAAUAUCUAUUAGGUAAAGCUGAACCAAAAAGUGAUUAAGGUAAACCUGAGCCAAAAGCUGAUUAAGGUAAAACUGAACCAAAAGAAUAAGGAAAGCCAGAACCAAAAGGUAAUUAGGGUAAGGCUGAACCAAAAUCUGAAAAAGGUAAAGUAGAGAAAAAACCAAAAACUGAAGAAGGUAAAGGAGAAGAAGAGGAGAAAGAAAAAGAAAGUGAGGAUGAAGAAAGCGAAAGCAAUAGCGACAGUGAAGGAGAAGAAGAAGGUUAAGCUGAAGGCGAAGAAAGCGAAGAAGGAGAAUAAGGAGAAGGAGAAGAAGGAGAAGAAGGAGGAGAAGGAGAGGAAGGAGAAGAAGGUGAAUAAGGUGAAGAAGGUGAGGAAGAAGAAACGCCUGCUGAUUUCAAAUAAUGUUUAGAAUGGGAAUGCACUAAUUAAGUGAAUGCCUGUGCAAAGGAUUCAGGUUGUGUGCCUGCUAUGCAAAAUUGCAAAUCUGUUGGAGAAAAUGAGGGUAUUUCAGGGGUAAAAUUUAUUUAAUAAUUCUAGUAUGUCUCAUGUCUAUCUGACAGUAAAACCGCAUCAGAUCUAUAUAAAUGUAUUAAUGAUAAAUGUGAAGAUUACUUGGAAUGAGUUU
This is a messenger RNA of Paramecium pentaurelia, 1497 nucleotides long. The record is from the annotation of a GenBank genome assembly. Lineage: Eukaryota; Ciliophora; Oligohymenophorea; Peniculida; Parameciidae.